This is a messenger RNA of Pristis pectinata (smalltooth sawfish), 3987 nucleotides long. It is a transcript of the gene lgi3, whose product is annotated as leucine-rich repeat LGI family, member 3. Gene Ontology annotation, cellular component: synaptic vesicle. Gene Ontology annotation, molecular function: protein binding. Bases 76 to 1845 code for a protein of 589 amino acids. The record is from RefSeq and is a predicted model, not a curated record. Gene Ontology annotation, biological process: regulation of exocytosis. The transcript has 8 exons. NCBI's taxonomy places the organism in Eukaryota, Metazoa, Chordata, Chondrichthyes, Rhinopristiformes, Pristidae.
CAACACGGGGCAUUGUUAGCAAGGCAUUAAUAUGCAAGGGCACCCAACAGCUGGAAUGACAGAGGCCAUGCCUGAAUGUUAAGUGGGUCGCAGACAGUGAAGCGCCCCUCCCUCCUGGUCAGACCUGCCCACCAGAAAACAAGAAUAAUCCGUAUUAAAGGCUUGGAGAGAUUUGCAGCGAGACACCAGCUGUUCGACACGAACGGGGCCGAGAACGGCAGCUCUGAGCAAUCAGUCCCUGCAGCCAUGGUUCUGCCGUGGAUCCUCUUGCUGUGUUUCUCAGUGGAGGCAAAGUGGCCCAAAGACUCCAAAUGUCCAGCGACCUGUUCCUGCACAAGGGACAGUGCAUUCUGUGUGGCCUCCAAAUCCAUCCCUCAAAACUUCGCUGGGGAUCUCAUCUCCUUGACAUUUGUGAAUGCAAAAUUCAGACAAAUUCCUGAACGUGCCUUUGCCCACAUCCCGACGUUACAAUUCCUCUUGCUGAACUCAAACACCUUCACCUUGAUUGGAGAUGAUGCCUUCAAUGGUUUAUCCCACCUGCAGUACCUAUUCAUAGAGAACAACAAUCUCCAGUCACUGUCCAAGUACACAUUCCGGGGCCUCAAGUCAUUGAACCAUCUAUCAUUGGGAAACAACAAUCUUCAGACACUUCCCAGAGACAUCUUCAGCAACCUUCAGGUUUUGACACAUUUAGAUCUGCGGGGAAAUGCGUUCCAUUGUGACUGUAAAAUGAAGUGGCUGAUAAAGUGGCUGCAGACAACUAAUGCCACAGUCCCUUUGACCUAUUGCGUCAGUCCAAUCAAAUAUCAGGGGCACACAAUACACAAUCUGCCUCUCCGUGACUUUGACUGCAUCACCACAGAAUUCACAACAUAUCAAACCCUACCAUUCCAGUCUAUCUCAGCGGAAUCUUUUCUCUAUGCCGAUGAUCUUUAUGUAACAUUCGCCCAGGCCAAUAAUGGCAACUGUACUUUCCUCAUGUGGGACCACGUUGAACUGGUCUUCAGGAAAUCUGAAAACAUCUCCGCCCGUGCUGCUGUGUACUGUAAGCCUCUGGUGAUUGGGGAGAAGCUCUACGUUAUAGUAGCUCAGCUGUUCCAAGGUUCCCACAUCUACCAAUGGGACAACUACGGCGGAAAAUUCAUCAAAAUCCAGGACAUUGACACCACCAAGAUCCGCAAGCCCAAUGACAUUGAGACUUUCAGCAUCGAUGGCGACUGGUACUUUGUCAUUGCAGACAGUUCGAAAGCCGGAACCACCACCGUCUACAAGUGGAACAAAAAUGGCUUCUACUCACAUCACUCCUUGCACAUGUGGCACCGAGACACAGACGUGGAGUAUUUGGAGACGGACCACAAGCACAAGCUCAUACUGUGCAGUAGCACCCAGACCCCGGUCGUCUACCAGUGGAACAAAGCCCUCCGGCAGUUCAGCUACCACACUGAGAUUCCCAACAUGUUGGAUGUUCACGCCGUUAGGCACUUCAAGAUCAAGAAGGUGGUGUACCUCUGCCUGUCUCGCUUCAUCGGUGACUCCAAGGUGAUGAGAUGGGAGAACCAGCGCUUCACGGAGAUCCAGGCGCUGCCGUCGAGGGGCACCAUGAUCGUGCAGCCGUUCCAGGUGAGACACUGGCUGUACCUGGUGCUGGGAUGUGACUUCUCCUUCUCUCACGUUUACCUGUGGGACACGGAAAAGCUGAGGUUUGUCAAGGUCCAUGAGUGGAAUGUGCGAGCUCCCCGCGCCUUCCGGCUAGUCACCACCGACGACAUGCACCUUGUGCUGGCUUCCAGCUUUAAAGGGAGCACAAUAAUCUACAGGCACAUGGUGGUGGACACCAGCGCCUGACACACGACAGGUCUGCUUCCAAGCAAUAGCCACCUCAUCACUUUAGGAUCACUGGCCACUAGUUCGCACCUGUCAAUCAUGUUUCUGAGCAGGAUGGUCAUCAACCUCUCAAAGUAAACUGGCAUGAAAGAUUUGACUUUAAAUAGAAGCCUGUCCUUUAUCUCACUAAACCUGAGGAAUCAUAGUUAUCACGAUUAUUCAAGUUUUCAAUAAAGCAAAGGAAAUUCUUGGCACAUAACCAAUGACCCAAUCCCCACCGCAGAGCCUUAUAAAAUAAGUAUUCACCCAACCAUUCCCCAUCAAACACUGUGCCCCACUGCCCCCAGGAUUUACUUCCAGCUUCAGUGGUUGUUGUGUGUCUCUUUGUUACUGUUCACUUGGAAGAGCUUUGGAGCAUCAGGUCUCUCAGGAUGUGAUCCUGACCGACUUGUAACAUAAUGUUAGCACUCACAUGUCCUGGAUCCUCUCCCGCAGUUAUUGUUUAUUGAUCAGGUCUGCAAAGUGCAGCUGUGGAGGUGGAACCUAGGCUGGUGUGGGGGGGGGGGGGGAGCCAUGGUGGGGGGUUUGGAAAGGGUUGACGGGCAUCAUUUAUCAGCAGCCUUUGUUGGAUCUGAAGCAGGCUGGUAAUCUUUGGAAUUGUCGACUCCGGAGGUCGUGAACACUUGGGCACUCGAUGCAUUGAGGGACCGAGGGUUGAGGUAGGUGAACACAUGGAAACAUGUGAAUUAUGAGGUGUGGGGAUAGGACAGGGGGGUUUGUAGGUUCAGUCAGAGAUGUAUUGAAGUGUGAGUGGGCUGGAGGGGCAGUGAGGGCAGCCGAGCCUCUGGUUCAGGAACUCUUGGCAGCAUUACCAACCUGAAAUGCCUUCACACCGCAUGGCCAACAGCUUACAAUCAAAACAAAAAAUCGUUGGCAUUGAGAUUAGUUGGUCCAUCUGGGAAGGGAGCAGUCAGGUCCGUUAUCAGAACUGGAGGAUACGGGGAGGUUCUGCUGCAGCUUUCGAAUGCGGGGCUGGGGGUGGAGGUUACUGAGAAACACCAGAGAAAUAUUCAGAGACAUGAACUGACAGGCCCAGGGAAACACGGAGGGAUGGGAGGAAGAGGCAGAUUCAACACUGAGAAUUUGGCAAGAGUGAGGCAGUUCUAACAGGUCCCAGAACCACUGCUGUGCUUGGAAACAGCAAACUCUCUACUUUGUCAUCUUAUCAUCCAACGUAAAACCUGAGCCCAGGUUAUACACCACUCACACUAUUCCCGUCGUAGCUCCAAUCCUCACUCCAGCUACCUGAGUAAAUAAUUAAGCUGCCCUUGAGCCCCGAGAGAGCGCUGUAAUAUUGAUUUUGAUGAGACGUUAAAUGAUGGCUUUGUUUGCCCUUUGCUGUACAUCACGGAUCACGUUGGCACAGUUGAAGGGAGAGGAGAAGCUGUCCCUGCUCAUCUGCCAGUAUGUACUUCUCUAUCGACACUUCACACAAAUCCGCAUCAUUUCUCCCACUACUCUAUGUAAUUCAUGAAUUGCUUCACUUCCAGCCAAACACUACUUCAGGAUAAACUGAAUGGCUGUGAAAUCCUUGGGAACAUCCUGAGGAUGUCAAAGAUGACAUAUAAAUGCUGGUCGAUAUAAUCGAUCUUUCCAUUUUCCUUGAACCAACCAUCAUUUGUGCCAAAUUGUUUUUGUGGCAGAGAUAAUCCACUCAGACCUCCUUUCUGAAAUAAUUUCUCUUCUAAUAUAUAUAAAUACACCUUUUAAAAAUCUAUUCUGAUGCUUUAGCUCUAACAAACCACCCAUUUAAUGCGUUGCUCCACAGAUACUGAUUUGCUGUUGUAUGUUGUUUCAAGCAUCACUUUGCAUUCCGUUGAUCGAUAACUGGGUACGUAACCUUGUUUUAGACUUUCAAUUAUGCUUCCUUAGUAUUUCAACAUUCUUUGAAUGGGCUUAUCUGGUCAGAAAAUGAGAGAUUUUUCUUUACACAGCUUAAUGUGAGUCCUGAAUACCCUGCCAUCUUUUCAAAUAUCAUGCUUAACAAAGGCAGAAUAAACUAAGAAUGUUAAAAACUGUGUAUUUUAAAGUAGAGAAAGAAUUGUUUUGGUCAGUGUAACAGUCCUAAAUUCAUGGUACUCUGAAUAAAACUACAGUAAAAUA